Messenger RNA from Diaporthe amygdali, 294 nucleotides. RefSeq lists its product as uncharacterized. The record is from RefSeq and is a predicted model, not a curated record. NCBI's taxonomy places the organism in Eukaryota, Fungi, Ascomycota, Sordariomycetes, Diaporthales, Diaporthaceae. The transcript has 2 exons. Bases 1 to 294 code for a protein of 97 amino acids.
AUGCCUGAAGUCGACCCACCUCAACAACAACAACCUAUGGAGGUCCCCGCCCUCGAGGGUGUGGUGAUUACCCGUCAGCCCACGUCUGAGCCUCAGAUGGAGAUGGGUCUUCGCGGUGGCUUUGAAGAGGAAUGCGGCUGCUGUGGGUGUGAGGAGUCUUGCAGCUGCUGCGGAUCAGACGAGCACGAGGGCCCUCAUGGCGGUGGCCCUCCUGGCGGUGGCCCUGAAUUCGGAGGUCCUGGCGGCGGUGGUGGUGGUGGCUUCGGGGGUCCUGGAGGUCCUCACGGACCAUAG